This is a messenger RNA of Mytilus trossulus (common blue mussel), 1042 nucleotides long. Its product is annotated as coiled-coil domain-containing protein 40-like. Gene Ontology annotation, biological process: regulation of RNA splicing. The transcript has 3 exons. NCBI's taxonomy places the organism in Eukaryota, Metazoa, Mollusca, Bivalvia, Mytilida, Mytilidae. Bases 77 to 1042 code for a protein of 321 amino acids. The record is from RefSeq and is a predicted model, not a curated record. Gene Ontology annotation, cellular component: cytoplasm; nucleus.
AGGACAUAAAGAAUCUUUAGAGUAUUUUAGUUUUGCCAAAGAUUUUGAUUGCUGCAGAUCAUCAUCGUUGUUCAAAAUGAAUUCGUCUCCAGGGCGCAAGUCUCGGUCUUUCCGUCGGAGAUCAUCACCUAAGAUUGUAGAUGACAUGACCCUUGCUCAGGAAAAGGAGUCUACCAGAACACCAACUCCACCACAACUGAAAGAAUUUAUAAAAUUUUCCCCAUCGCCACCACCAAGUGAUAUUGAAAAAAUCCAUAUUGAUGCCACAGAAACUUCAUUACCAGAAGUAGAUAUUGAUAACUCAGAAACUUCAUUACCAGAGGUAGAUAUUGAGGCCACAGAAACUUCAUUACCAGAGGUAGAUAUUGAGGCCACAGGAACUUCAUUUCCAGAGGUAGAUAUUGAGGCCACAGAAACUUCAUUACCAGAGGUAGAUAUUGAGGCCACAGAAACUUCAUUAACAGAGGUAGAUAUUGAGGCCACAGGAACUUCAUUUCCAGAGGUAGAUAUUGAGGCCACAGAAACAUCAUUACCAGAGGUAGAUAUUGAGGCCACAGAAACUUCAUUAACAGAGGUUGAUAUUGAGGCCACAGAAACCUUAUUACAAGAGGUAAAUAUUGAGGCCACAGAAAUCUUAUUACCAGAGGUAGAUAUUGAGGCCACAGAAACUUCAUUACCAGAGGUAGAUAUUGAGGCCACAGAAACUUCAUUACCAGAGGUAGAUAUUGAGGCCACAGAAACUUCAUUAACAGAGGUAGACAUUGAGGCCACAGACACUUCAUUACCAGAAAUAGAUAUUGAGGCCACAGAAACCUUAUUACCAGAGGUAGAUAUUGAGGCCAAAGAAACUUCAUUACCAGAGGUAGAAAUUGAGGCCACAGACACUUCAUUACCAGAGGUAGAAAUUGAGGCCACAGAAACUUCAUUACAAGAGGUAGAAAUUGAGGCCACAGAAACUUCAUUACCAGUUGCAGUGCAUAUUGCUUCACCAAACGUUGGACAUGAAGGAGGUAAUAAUUUUUCCAUUUUAAAAAAAAAAUAA